Epithele typhae is the source of this 1719-nucleotide messenger RNA. RefSeq lists its product as uncharacterized. The record is from RefSeq and is a predicted model, not a curated record. NCBI's taxonomy places the organism in Eukaryota, Fungi, Basidiomycota, Agaricomycetes, Polyporales, Epitheliaceae. Bases 1 to 1719 code for a protein of 572 amino acids. The transcript has 8 exons.
AUGUUUUCCUCCAUUCUGUUCUCGCUCACUGUGCUCCUCCCGGCUUUGGUUCGCGCUGUGACACCCGAUUUCGAGCCCUGCCAUCAUGGCGAGUGUAGCUGGGAUCUUUCCUCCGACGCAGGCUCUGUCGUCUUUCAUGCUACCGGGUCGUACUCGAGCAUCUCCGACCUCACCGAGGCAUCGGGAUGGGUCGUGCUCGACUGCGACACCAACGCGAAGGACCAGGACAUCCGUGUUGCGUGUGGAGAUCCGGAGCGGUAUUGCGAUCACGUCUUCGAGAACGGGGUGGAGAACACACUUGUACGGCUUCCGCAGGGAUGUGGGUCUACACCUUUUGCGGUUGCUGUAAGAGGCUGGGACCAUGAGAACCAGACUGUUCCUGAGAGUAUGCGAUCCAAACUCGCGCCUAGGGAUGGGUCGAUGCCUGUCGUGAAGGGCAUCAGCUUGAGCGCCAACCUCUCGAGCAUAGACAUAUCGCAACAUGGUGACAUUACGUUCUUCGUUCAAGCGUCGUCGAUCGCAGGCAUCGCCCAUCAGCUCCACCACUCCCCUUCUUCGACGCGCUCCCUUUCCAAGCGGAUGUGGUCUCGGCGCGCUAUCGCGCGUCUCGACGAACUCCACGCCGCGCCUGACCUCGCCUCGGAACGAGUCUCGCUCAAGAGAGGCUUCGCAUCGAUCAACUCGACGAACAGCUCCUCUGGGCAGUUCAGCUACACCUCCCCCGGGGUCUCGAUCUUCAACACGUCCUUGUCCUGUCCGCAAGAAGCGUUCGUCCCGGCGUUCGACGGGGAGGUCAACGUGGCGCUCACCGGGUCAGUCAGCGGGGACUUCAACUACGGCUAUGUGCUCGUGGCGUCGCCCUCGACGCUUCUCUCCGGACAUACGAUACUCUCGUUCUCGCUCGUCGCUGAUUCGACCAUCUCCGCGACGAUGGCGAUCGAUAGUUCGCUUUCGGCCUCGUGGACCGCCGAAGCGACGGUGUUCACCUUUCCUAUCGAGCCUGCAUUGGGAGUGCCCGACCUGAUCGUCGUGGGUCCUAUCUUCGAGGUCGACGUUCAAGCGGACGCCGAGAUCGACGCUGAGAUCCACAUGAGCGUCGACUUCGCAUACAACGUCAAGAACGCACACUUCGUUCUCGGGGAUGCGGUCAGCAGUGUGUCGGACAGUGGAGACGGAAACGGCACUUUUGCGCCUGCAGACACCAAUUUGAGGCUCGCCGCGGGAGCCGCGCCUUCAGUGAGCUUGACGUUGAGCGCCCACCUCAUUCCAUCCAUCGACUUCGGCAUCGUGAUCGGGUCUGGUCUUGAGACCACCAAGGCGACAGUGGGAAUCGCGCUCGACGCCUCCGUCAGUAUGGGGAUGAACCUCACCACGACGACGGACACGACCCUCGACGCGUCGGGGCUGCAGCCGGUCACGACCACGAGCUACGGCGGAUGCUUCAGCGUCGACGCCGGACUGUCUGUUCCUCUCACCGCGGAGGCGGACCUCAUCGAACUGCUCGAAGCAGACCACUCGUUGUCCCUGUUCGAGAAGAACUGGACGUUGUAUGAGCGGUGCUUCGGAAACUCCUCGAAUAGCGCGGCGGAGAAACGGAGCAUACUCAACCCUCUCAGAGACGUGAUGGGGGAGCGGGAGCGCACGGUGGUUGCGGCGAAGACCCCCAGCCAAAAUACGAUAUCGGGGUCGAGCAUCGCCCAGCAUGUCCUCGGCGUUUGA